Messenger RNA from Drosophila guanche, 4622 nucleotides. RefSeq names its product mucin-19 (gene CHES-1-like). The record is from RefSeq and is a predicted model, not a curated record. Gene Ontology annotation, biological process: regulation of transcription by RNA polymerase II. Bases 2 to 3733 code for a protein of 1243 amino acids. The transcript is spliced from 5 exons. Lineage: Eukaryota; Metazoa; Arthropoda; Insecta; Diptera; Drosophilidae. Gene Ontology annotation, molecular function: DNA-binding transcription factor activity, RNA polymerase II-specific; RNA polymerase II cis-regulatory region sequence-specific DNA binding.
CAUGUCCACAGAUAAUCCCGCACAGGUGCUGACCACGCGGGAUCUUGGCCAAUUGCGUGGCCAUCUACAAACGACAGCAGCGCCAGCGCCAGCGUCGGCACCAAGUGCCGUACAUGGAUACCGCAGCGUAAUCCCCCCACCUAUCAGAACCUCAGCAACAGCAACAGCACCAGUAGCAGUAGCAUCAACAGCAGCACCAGUAUCAACCGCAUCUUCCAUAAUAGCAGCAGCAGCCUCAUCAUCAUCCACCACGAGUACCAGCAAUAGCAGCAGCAGCAGCAUCAAUCACGGAGGUGGCAACAUGCAGGCCACCAGCUCAAAAUAUGUCGUCCUCCAACCGAACCACAACGGCGGCUUCACGGCCUACGACAGUAGUGCCACUGCAGUCACUACCACGCCCACGGGCGGUGGUGGCGCUGGAACGGGUGGAAAUAUUGUACUUUUGGCCGCCGAGCCCCUGGAAAUGGGUUCGGCAGAUGCAUUGGCCGCCGCUGCAGCGGCUGCAGCUGGAGCGGACGAUGGGGAGCUGCGCUCCUUGUCGUGGCUGAGCGACAGCAAUCUGAUCAAGGGGAUUGUCACGAGCAGCGGAGCCACAACGGCCGCAUCGCAGGCCAAACGGACAGCAGCUGUGGCCCUCAAGGCUCCUGCGGCAGUCUGCCAUGUCGGCGAUCUCAUUGAGGAGCUGCCGGCGUGCAGCAUCGAUAUGGUGGAGACGGGCGAACAGCAGGGGACGCCGGGAGGCGUCUACAGCACCACGACAGUGCACAAGGGACCCAGCGGCACCACCACAGUGGUGGAGUACAAGGCCACCAAAACAACGACGACGAUGGCCCCAAGAACCAGCUACAUGCCUGUGGUGGUGACCAGCAGCAGCAGCAGCAACAGCAACACACCAGCAGCAGCACAAGCCACAAUUUCGCCCGCCAAGCAGCAGCCCCAACAGCUCUAUGUGACCAGCAAUGGGACGGGUGCAACAACAUUCAAGACCUCCUCCCCCACAUCCAUGGCAACGGUCUCUGUUUCGUCCGCCCUGCCGUGCUCCCCAAAUAAUAACAACAGCAACCACCACAAUACAACCACCCACCAUCCCCACAAGAAAUAUUUGCGGGAGAAGAUGAACGUCCAUGUGGACCAUAGCAACCAUGUGGCCUCCACAGUGACGGUGGUCAGUUCGCCCGCAUCAUCUAACAAUUCAUCGCUUAGCUCCACGUCCACCUCCGCUUCCGCAUCCGCUUCCUCCAUGUCGGUUAAUGGAUCAUCGGGUGGCAGCAAUGGGGCUGGAAAUAGUCCAGGCCCCAAGGCAGCCAGCAGCUAUACGACCGUUUACGAAACGGUCAAGUUCUCUGGCGCUGGCACAAUGCCCUGGAAUACAAGCAGCAGCAAUCCCAGUAGUAGCAACAGCAACAGACAGCACCUGCCCGAGCAUUCGACGCUGAUAACCACAACGGGAUUGAUCACAGCCUCGCCCCUGACGGGUGGCUACAGUUUUGUGAAUAAUCUCGCCGGAUCCACACAUGUCAUUUCUUCGACUGCACCAACGGAGACGGCUCUGGGAGGAGGUGGCAGCAUCUAUUACACAAAUGCCACGCCAAUGCAACAACAGCAGCAGCAGCAGCAGCAGCAGCACCUCCAACAGCAGCAGCAACAGCGUGGCAUGCAUGUGUCUGUGUCGCCGCCACCGCCGCCCAUCAAUGCAACAAUGGGGAAUCAUAAUGGAUCCGGUUUGAAUCUGCGCAGUCCCAAUAGCUACAGCAGCUACGAAAAUGAGGAUUCGCUGAAGGAGUUCGAUAUGACAGUGAACUCCAGGAUGCACACCAGUACGCCCCAAUAUGUGGUAUCGGCACCCAAGAACAGCAGCUACAGCAACAACGCCAACAAUGCCAGCAACGGAGCUGGAGGAGGUGCUGGAGCAGGCAGCACAACGCAGAAGCAAAAGCAUCCCAACAAUGUGCCAUACGAUCCGCUAGUGCAUACAAACAACAAGCCGCCAUAUAGCUUUAGCUCCCUCAUCUUUAUGGCCAUUGAGGGUUCGAACGAGAAGGCGCUGCCUGUGAAAGAGAUAUAUGCAUGGAUUGUUCAGCACUUUCCAUACUUCAAGACGGCCCCCAAUGGCUGGAAGAACAGUGUGCGUCACAAUUUGUCGCUUAACAAGAGUUUCGUCAAAGUGGAGAAGGCGCCCAAUAUGGGCAAGGGCUCGUUGUGGCGUGUGGAGCCGCAACAGCGUCAAAAUCUCAUCCAGGCCCUCAAUCGGUCGCCAUUCUUUCCGAAUUCAGCGGUGGACAAGAUCAGCACAUCGCUGAAGAGUCCCAGUGGACAUGGCGCGGCCCAAUCAUCCGGCGGAUAUGAUGUGCUUGAUGGCGUGGCUGCCGGCGCCGCCGCCGCUGCCUGUGGCAACUCUACGGCUCCAGUGGCACUGGCCACACCCACGAAAAGCAAUGGCCUGGUGCUGGCUAACGGUGGUGCUAGUCAAUCGGCCGCCAUGCCAACCAGUCCACUAUCGAGUGCCGGCGGCGGAGGAGGCAGUGCCAGUCAUGCGCGUGUCGAUCCUAAGCUGUUUCCCUACUUGUCCAAGGCCUUCCGCAAGAUCCGCGAAGAUGGUGGACCGCCGACGCGCCAGCUGCUCCUCGGCGAUGUCUACGAUGACGAUGUAUCGGCCGACUAUGCGGGUAACCAAAACCACAACAGCAGCAGCAACGGCAACGGCAAUGGCAACGGCAACGGCACCGGCACCGGCGGCAGGUGCAUUUAUGUGGGCAACGGAGGUGCGGCUGCUCCUGCUGCUGCUGGCCCAACUGCCAAUGGGGAUGGCAUUAACUUUGAGCGCUUGGCGCGCGAUUGCGGAGCGGACAGCAUGGACGAUGUGCAUGCUGCGGCGGCCAUGCUCUUCCUCAAACACGGACCAAAGGCCUUCACCGAGUCCUUUCAAAAUGGGGCCCCAGUGAUUACGAGUUCGCCCAGCGAGGAUCACACUUAUUCCGCUGGCGGCAAUAGCAAUGCGGAUAGCGGCGCCUCCACACCUCUUAUGAAUGGCAAUAUUCUGGCGGGGCAAACACCGGCCCAGAUGCAGCUACAGGCUCAGGCCAAUGUCGGCGGUGGAUCGGACAGCAAUUGCGCCAGCUCUGAUGCGGCCUACGACAGCAGCGAGGAGAAUCACAACAUUACGCCCGAGGAGUUGGCCGAUCAGCAGCGACAUCGUGAUGGUGUCGAUGCUCUGCUCUCACUGUCGCGUUCAUCCAUCGUUGAGUGCGGCUCGGUGGCCACCACGCAUUAUCACAGCAACGGCAGCAGCGGCAGCAGUCACGGCUCGCCACACAAGCGCCCCUCCAGCCACAGUCUCGAGGAGGAUCACGAGCACCACCUCCUGCAACAGUACCAGCCACUGUUGUCGUCCACACCACAGUCUGUCUACUCGAAUGGCAGCGGCAGCAAGAUGGCACUCCUCAGCAGUGCCGCCGCCAAUGUGGCGUUGGCCCAACAGCAGCAGCAGCAGCACCAGAUCCACCAGAUGCAACAGCAGCAGCAGCAACAUCAGAUGCAACAGCAGCAUACAGAGCUGUUUGGCAGCGUAAAUGGCAGCUACUUGGCUGGAGGACAGGCAGCCAUGUUGCCCCAACAUCUCACUGCUGCUAUGGCCAAUGCUGCGGCAAUAGCAGCGGCAGCGGUCAAGAAUAAGGUGAAGCCUGUGCGUGGAUUGCGUACAAAGAUCAAGCGCAAGUCCGCAUGGAUGCGGUGAAUGUGGCGACAGGCCGGAGGCCGGCGGAGGACAGUCUCCUAACCCCUCCACAUCCACUAGCAUGUCCCCUCCAUGGCCACGUACCCUGUGUUGUUGUCUCUUUCUAAUUGCAAAUUGUUCAAAUAAGAGCAUUUAGUCGUAAGAUUUAACAGAUUCCCUCGCCACCUCGCCCCCUCAAGCGUUCAUCUCCUGUAUUUUGAAUGUGUGUGCUACUCCUUUAAUCCUUGUGUUUGUUAUACAAAUUUAUGACUAUUUUUUGAUAGGUUUUAGUUUAGUUUUUAAACGUCUUUUGGACUUGAUUCCGGUCCUCGAUUGCUGGCCAUUUCAUCAAUAUUUGACAAUUAUUUUAUGCGAUACACACGCACACACACACACACACGCGAUUUAUACACAUCAUCUAUGGGAAGAAACAAAAUUUAAACCGUAACGAACUGUAAUUCAUUUUUAACUUAUAUAAUUGUAAAUAUCUUUUGCUUCCCAACAUUGGUUUUUUUAAUCUUUUUUUAGUUGUUCAAAAAUGUUUUUACAAAUGGGUAGAAAAGUGAAUUGAAUCGAAAAAAAUGUAAAUUGAAAAUCAAAAUUUUAAUGUUAUUUCAGGAGAAUAUUAUUUUAAGCUUUUGCUAAAAGUGUAGUGUAGCAUGUGGAAUCCCCCCGCAAGAACUUAUUUUAUUAUUUAAGUGUACAGCCCUUGAUCUUUUCGGCUUUGUUUCAUAAUAUCCAGCGUAUCAGAGGGAGAGACAGAGUGGCAGGCAAAGGGACGGUUAACGUUAUAUCAAACGACAGACAGACAAAGGAAACAAUCACAAAAAUUCAUUUAAGUAGGAAAAUCCUUAACAAAAUAAUGAAAUGAGAAACCACAAAACAAAAUACAAAAAAAUUGUAAAACAAA